GGAGGAUAUUUCUCUGAACUUUUGAAAGUAUCCGCGAGUGUUUGUUGCUUCGGUGUCUUUGCCUGUGUUGCUUGAGUGAACUCGUUGUAUUUUUUGAGCGCCGUUGGACUACUUUCGCUUUCUAAUGAAUCAUUUGGAUCCCUCCCUUCUGCUUUCUACUCAUGACCGAGUUUCAACACUGUGGCUUUGUUGUAGCGGGACUUCAAAAUGACAUUAUUGACUAUAUCAAUCAGAGGAUAUCGUCUCUUUAAAAGUUGGAAACCACAUGCUGCCGACAGGAGGGUCAACAUCAUCACUUGAAACGGGGAAGGGGUUUGGAAUGUGCUGGGGGACUUUUUAUCGGCUUGUCCUCACUGGCUUGGUUUCAUUUUCUUCCUCGUCUGUAAAUAAGGAUCACUUUUGUUGGACGCUUUGUUGGAGCUUGAAGGACUUUUCCUCGGGCUGUGUUUUUUGAGUUAUAUGAAUCAGACAGAUCCUGCUGCAGACAUGGAUGAAGAGACUCCCCUGCUGAACAGAAGACCGGCAUCAUCUGAAUCCCAGAUCAACAACUCCAAACUGUUCCUGGCCGUUUUCUCGGCCGUCCUGGGGAACUUCAGCUUUGGUUACUCCCUUGUUUACUCAUCCCCGGUACUGCCAAAGCUCCAGAGCCCUGAUGCCGACCCCCGGCUCAGAAUGGACCCGAAGCAGGCUGCCUGGUUCGGCUCGAUCUACGCACUGGGGGCCGUAGCGGGUGGGCUGGGAGCCAUGCUGUUCAAUGACUUGAUUGGACGUAAACUGAGCAUCAUGGUGUCCGGGGUGCCGUCGACUAUUGGGUACAUGAUACUUGGAGGGGCUAUGGACCAGUGGAUGCUCCAUGUGGGCCGUUUCCUCACAGGAGUUGCCGGCGGGAUGACCGCAGCAUCCAUUCCUGUUUACAUCUCAGAGAUCUCCCACAAAACAGUGAGAGGAGCUCUGGGCUCCUGCCCGCAAAUCACUGCUGUGUUUGGGUCCUUGUCCCUCUACGCCCUGGGUCUGGUGGUAUCGUGGCGGUGGCUGGCAGUGGCAGGGGGGCUGCCAGCCGUGCUGAUGGUUGUGCUGCUGGUGUUCAUGCCCUCCUCCCCCAGGAGGCUCCUCUCUCUGGGCAGGGAGCAGCAGGCUGAGAAGGCCCUCCGCUGGCUGAGAGGGAAAGACUACGACACACAAAUUGAGCUCCGAGACAUACAGCACAGCAUCAGCACACAAGUUAAAGUCACAUGGUCGCAGCUGGCCACACCCAUCUUCUACCAGCCAAUCCUCAUCGCAGUGAUGAUGCGUUUCCUGCAGCAGAUGACGGGCAUCACACCCAUCCUGGUCUACCUGGAGACCAUCUUUUCCAAAUUCCAAGUCCCCCUGGAGCCCAGGUACGAUGCUGCUCUUGUGGGUGUGGUCCGCAUCAUUUCUGUUGCCAUUGCAGCUGUUUUAAUGGACAGGGCGGGACGCAAAGCCUUGCUGUACACGUCAAGCAUGCUGAUGUUCGUGUCCAGUCUGACUCUGACCAUGAUCUCCCACACCACAGCUUGCCCUCCAGUCCCCGUCCCUCCUAAUGGCACUGUGAGUCUGGACUACAGCCUCCAAAGUGACGGUGGAAACAUUGCAGCAGGCAUCAUUCCUGUCAUCAGCACCAUGGUGUUUAUAUUUGGAUACGCCAUGGGAUGGGGCCCGAUCACCUGGUUGCUGAUGUCAGAGGUGCUGCCGCUGGCUGCCAGGGGUGUGGCCUCAGGUCUGUGUGUGACUGUCAGUUGGUUGACGGCCUUCAUGCUCACGAACGUCUUCACCAUCCUGGAGAACCAGUACGGCCUGUACGUGCCCUACCUGUUGUUUACGGUGGUGUGCGUGCUCUGUCUGCUGUUCAACGCCGUGUGCAUCCCAGAGACACGCGGCCGCUCACUGGAGGAGAUCGAGAACUAUUUCAGGACAAGACACGCGUUCACCAUCAACCGGAGUCCUUCCACUGCACAGUCGAGCUGAGGCCUAAAGAUCCAUAUUAUAAAAGAAUGAACUACUCCCAUGGUUAAUCUUUGAAACACCUGCGGUAAAGUGAUUUUUUUCAAUUUAAAACGUAACCAUCAGCUUUGACAGUCUGAGGGCAGAGGGUGUUUAUCAAACAAAAUAUAAAGCCCUUUGAGAAAAGGACUACAAUAAUUAUUGAGCACAUAUGGAGCGAUAUAUGGCUGAGUUCAGCAGACUGAAAACAGUUACCAUGAGGUAACUGCUCAUACAUCUCACUGACAAUCAUGUUAUAGAUAAUAAUAUUUGUAUAUAUAGGACUACAUGUUUCUUUCUCCCCCAAUGAUGUAACACAAUAUGUAUUUUGUCCAAGGUUACUGUAAUUAACUUACCCCAAACCAAAAAUUAAAACUAGCUAUGAAACUAGCUAACUAGCAACUUAACAUAUUUAACAUAAAGAUAUACAGUAAAUGCCAUUAGUUUUAUUUUUCGCAAAUUAAGUCAAUUAUGUCAACACAACAAGAAUGAGGAGAAAUGGAUGCAUAUGUUUGUUGACAUCAGGAUGUCUACAUGACUGUGGCUUAUAUUCCCUCCCAAUAAAAAGAAAACUGACAUCGAAGCUAAUAAUAAAAUCAAAAAUGUCAUAUUUAUAGACAAAUAAAAACUAAACUGAAACAAGCAAACCAACACUGCCUACUAGCUGAAGCGAAACUGACUUGAAAACCAAAACAUUUAAAACAAAAUAAAAAUGAAUGAAACAUGGAAAAAUACAACCUACGUUACAUUUGUUGCCUAAAUAAAACCAUUGUUUUCAAUUAUUGUGUUCUUUAACAUGUAUUUCUGCUAUAGUAACAGUCUUCUGAUCAUAUCACAUACCUCAAGUUUAUUUUGCAUGAGUUUAACCACAUUGCUGCUUUUCUCCUGAGCUCUUACAUCUAUUAAAAAAACAUCUUUUAUCAUUGAUUUUUUUUUUCAAGGUUGUAGGGUGUCACCUACAUAAACACCAUGAUCAGAAAAAUCCAAAUCCACUCCAAACAUGAAACCCUGUGCUUUAGCUCAGUCUGACUGGCUGUGCAGGGACACUGUAGCUGUUUCAGGUAAUAUUGUGAAUGUUUUAUUGAUUCACAUCAGAUCUUAACACAUCAGCUACUUGAUCCAAAUAUGUAUCUAUUAUACAUAAAAACAAAAAAAACUCAAUACAAACAUUCAUCUUCUUCUCAGGGCCUAAAAACAGGACUGAAAGUGGUGCUGCCAGCACACAGUGGUGGCUCAGCAGGCCAGGUCACAUGCCACAGUGUGCUAUCAUAGGUUUGAGUGUGACUCACGGCUGGGUCACUGCCACACUAUCCUCCUGUUGUCUGGUAUCUUCCUAGAAUUAGGUGACUAAAUCAUAGCGGCUAACAGACGGACAACUUAGAUGUGUCUUUGUGCAUGUGACUGCACCUUACAGCAGCAGCAUGUUUAUCAGAUGCUUUAUGACAUAUUUAGUAUGGGAAGCUAGCUACUAUGUUAGCUAAAUGAAGCUAUAAUCAUUUAUUUUACUGAGACUAAUAGAAAGACUUUUGCACACUGUUAAACAUGUUCUUAAGUACAGGAAACCAUUAAUCAGCUCCUUAGACGGGACACAUGUCUGGAAUGAUCACUGAAGUAAUACCUUGGGGCGACGGCCAUAAACACAUGCACAUACUGCUGAAAGAUACAUGUUUGUGUAGUAGAUCUGUGCCUGCGUGUUUGCAAUGCCGGUGCAGCUGAGCUGUGUGUCGAGUAUGAAUAUGAAUCCAUUUUGUCUGAGUAUUUCUUUGUAAAUCAAAUUUGUCCUUUUUUUGAAAAAAAAAAA
Molecule: messenger RNA, 3802 nt
Organism: Acanthopagrus latus (yellowfin seabream)
Lineage: Eukaryota; Metazoa; Chordata; Actinopteri; Spariformes; Sparidae
Gene: slc2a6
Product: solute carrier family 2 member 6
Exons: 10
Coding region: 460-1986 (508 amino acids)
Biological process (GO): transmembrane transport
Cellular component (GO): membrane
Molecular function (GO): transmembrane transporter activity
Source: RefSeq, a predicted model, not a curated record